This is a messenger RNA of Acomys russatus (golden spiny mouse), 1280 nucleotides long. RefSeq names its product cadherin-1. NCBI's taxonomy places the organism in Eukaryota, Metazoa, Chordata, Mammalia, Rodentia, Muridae. The coding region runs from base 141 to 1241 and encodes 366 amino acids. Gene Ontology annotation, cellular component: adherens junction; plasma membrane; catenin complex. The record is from RefSeq and is a predicted model, not a curated record. Gene Ontology annotation, biological process: homophilic cell-cell adhesion; calcium-dependent cell-cell adhesion; cell-cell junction assembly. The transcript is spliced from 7 exons. Gene Ontology annotation, molecular function: cadherin binding; calcium ion binding.
CAGCUACUGUCACUGUGGAUGUGGAGGAUGUGAAUGAAGCCCCCAUAUUUGAACCUGUCAAGAAGGUAGUGGAUGUGCCCGAAGACCUAGGUGUGGGUCUGGAAGUCACAUCUUACACUGCCCGAGAGCCAGACUUAUUCAUGCAACAGAAGAUUACGUACCGGAUCUGGAGGGACAGUGCCAACUGGCUGGAGAUUAACCCAGAGACUGGUGUCAUUUCCACUCGGGCUGAGAUGGACAGGGAAGACUUGGAGCACGUGAAGAACAGUACAUACACAGCGCUCAUCAUCGCCACAGACGAUGGUUCGCCCAUUGCCACGGGCACAGGAACUCUUGUCCUGGUCCUUUCUGACAUCAAUGACAAUGCUCCCAUCCCAGAACCCCGAAGCAUGCAGUUCUGCCAAAGGAACCCCCAGCCUCAUGUCAUCAACAUCAUUGAUCCAGACCUUCCCCCCAACACGUCCCCGUUCACUGCUGAACUCACCCAUGGGGCCAGCGUCAACUGGACCAUCGAAUACAACGACCCAGCCCAAGAAUCUCUGAUUUUGAAGCCAAAAAAGGCCUUAGAGUUGGGCGAUUACAAAAUCAACCUCAAGCUCAUGGAUAACCAGAACAAAGACCAGGUGACCACACUGGACAUCCUUGUGUGUGACUGCGAAGGAACUGUCAACAACUGCAUGAGGGCGGGUUACGUGGAAGCAGGAUUGCAAGUUCCUGCCAUCCUGGGCAUUCUUGGAGGGAUAUUGGCUUUGCUGAUUCUGAUCCUGCUGCUCCUAUUGUUUUUACGGAGGAGAUCGGUGGUCAAAGAGCCCCUGCUGCCCGCAGAUGAUGACACCCGGGACAACGUGUAUUACUAUGAUGAAGAAGGAGGUGGAGAAGAGGACCAGGACUUUGAUUUGAGCCAGCUGCACAGGGGCCUGGAGGCCCGGCCCGAAGUCACUCGAAAUGACGUGGCUCCCACCCUCCUGACUAUGCCCCAGUAUCGCCCCCGUCCUGCCAACCCUGAUGAGAUCGGGAACUUCAUCGAUGAAAAUCUGAAGGCAGCCGACGGCGACCCCACGGCACCCCCUUACGACUCUCUGUUGGUGUUCGACUAUGAGGGGAGUGGUUCAGAAGCCGCCAGCCUGAGCUCGCUGAACUCCUCCGAGUCGGAUCAGGACCAGGACUACGACUACCUGAACGAGUGGGGCAACCGCUUCAAGAAGCUGGCUGACAUGUAUGGUGGUGGCGAGGACGACUAAGAAGACGAGAGAGCGGCCCGUGGGUGGAGCCAUGGGCAA